AUGGUUGCAACCAUUGGUCAAUAUGGGCCACAUUUGCCCAUUCCAAGCUAUCAUGACAUUAGAGUUCCACUCCUGAAGAAGGAAGUUGAAUACACUGAAAAUUUGAUGAAAGGCCACGGGGAGCAAUGGUCUGUUGAUGGUUCUGAUUUUGUAAAGACAGCUGAAAAGUUUUUUGAGUUGCUUGAUGUUAUUGUGGAGGAAGUUGGAGAAGAGAAUGUUGUUCAAGUUGUAACUGAUAAUGGGAGCAACUAUGUUUUAGCGGACAUUGGGAAGCUUCCAUUGAUAAGGAAGACAAUUAGAAGGGCAAUUAAUCUAGUUGGGUUUAUCUAUGCCCAUUCUAGUACCUUAAGCUUGUUGAGAAAUUGUACAAACAAGAGGGAAUUGGUGAGACGUGCUAUUACUAGAUUUGCCACUUCUUAUCUAACCUUGGAAAGGCUCCACAAAGAGAAAGCCAAUAUUAGAAAGAUGUUUAUUUCUAAUGAAUGGAUCUUAAACAAGUUAUCUAAGGAGCCUACGGGAAAAGAAGCUACAAAGGUAGAGCUCAUGUCUUCUUUUUGGAAUAGUGUGGUUUACACUCUUAAAGUCAUGGCUCCACUUGUCAAAGUGCUUCGUCUUGUGGAUGGUGAAAGGAAACCAGCCAUGGGCUAUAUUUAUGAAGCAAUGGACAAGGCAAAAGAAACAAUUAUCAAGUCUUUCAACAACAAUGAAAACAAGUACAAAGAUGUGUUUGCAAUUAUUGAUAAAAGAUGGAAUUGUCAGCUUCAUAGGCCAUUGCAUGCAGCUGCCCACUUCUUAAAUCCAGAGUUCUUUUAUGACAACACUGAUUUGGAGUUUGAUUUUGAGGUCACCAAUGGAUUGUUUGAUUGCAUUAAGAAGUUGGUUCCACAAUUUGAUGUGCAACAGAAAAUUUUAACUGAGUUGCAUCUUUACAAGAUUGGUCCUAAACACUUUGGUUCUUACUUUGCAAUGGCUCAAAGAAAAACCCAUUCUCCUAAUGAUGAUGCACUAAAUUGGGCAACUGUGUAUUGGAGAGUGUAA
Messenger RNA from Glycine soja, 1038 nucleotides. RefSeq lists its product as uncharacterized. The coding region runs from base 1 to 1038 and encodes 345 amino acids. NCBI's taxonomy places the organism in Eukaryota, Viridiplantae, Streptophyta, Magnoliopsida, Fabales, Fabaceae. The transcript is spliced from 4 exons. The record is from RefSeq and is a predicted model, not a curated record.